AUGAAGGGUUUCUGUCUCAAUUUCAAUUGCUUCAGGCGCCGCCGCUGUGACUGCAGCGACUCAGAAGAAGAGGCCGCCCAUCCUUCCCCUGUUGCCCCUGUUGCCGAUACCCUCGCUGCCGAUGCACCCGCCCCGAGUGCAUUAGAGGCUGCUGCCGCCCUCGCCCUCAUCCCCACCCGCUCCUACUCCUCCCAAUCAACCAUUUCCUUGGUUGACGUAGUACGACCUAAGUCCACGAGAAGAGCAUCCCCCAAGCUGACUUACCCUGAGAAGGCAGCAGACAAAGCCCCAAAGCCACCUAAAGCAAAGCCACUCAAGGCGCUGAAGCCAUUGAAGCCAGGGAAGUCACCUUCAUCCACAAGGAAGAUUACUUGGGCGAACACGCCCACCAAGGCCAGUGAAACCAGCAGCAGCAGUCUGGACCUCAGCCAACUCCCGCCGCCACGAAUCGGUUCUCACACAGACAUCACACCUGAAAUGAGUGAUAUGGACCUUAGCAGCCCCGAACAAAGUGACCUGGAAUGGGAAGAUGCCGAGCGUCCCAGUCAGGUAAUCCCUCCAGAGCAAUUGUUGAACCAGCCUCUCGAGAGUUUGCUGGUCUUUCCCACGCUCCCGGUUAACCCUAUGAUUCCUCUCCCACGGAGGAAGACUACCGGGAAGGUCAUCGACUCUGAAAGUGAAUCUGACUCAUCGGAUGGUGGUCACUUGUACAUCGGUUCUGCAAGGCCCCGUCAGGCUCUCAAAUCCUCGGUGGGGACUCAACCCUCUGGUAGCAAGAAGCGAGCAUAUGUCGAGGAACCCGAGCCUUCAGCUGAGAAUGUCGAGGAAUCUGAGCCUUCGAAUAAAAGUAUCGAGGACUCUGAGCCUUCGGCUAAACGUCCCCGUCUCUUAGAUUCAGGUCAUACGGAACAUCUAACGGAGCAGGAGAUGAUGGAGUUGGGUAAGAGCUGGCCGGCUCUCCCGUGGGGAUCAUUACCCUGGGGACCAAAAGGAAGAAGAGGACCUGUGCUACCACGAGGAAAAGCACCAAAGGGACCUUGGGGAGCGUGGCCAAGUUUGGGGCCAACCCUACCCUUUGCGGCUGGUCCAGUACUAGAUGCUCCAAAGCUAAUGAAAUCUCCAGAGGCCUCAGUAUCUAGUGAUGCGGGUUCCUUUAACACUUUUGACCAGUUGUAUAUCAAGCCUUCGGUGGCGGAAGUCGCUGAAUACCGAAGAAAGGGAGCCCAACUACAAGCUUGGUUAGAAGACCCAAACGAACCAGGCUGCAAUAUUGCCCCAAUCACAACCACCCUGGACGAUUUGAUGAACGCCGCGCCACCGGAUCGUUUUGAAGUCAGCGAUUCUAGCUUCGUAAAUCCACAGGACAUUAUGGAUGGAGGUGAACCGAGCACGGUAGGGCUCAUUCCUACAGGCUGUUAUUACCGCCGUACAACGAUUGAUAACAAGGUCACGAACCCGGCAAUCUUAGCGGCAGCUGGUCAUAAGCAUCUAAAUAAUGGCUACUCCCAUCUAUGCGGACCAGACCUUCUUGUGGCUAAUUCCAUUUUUAGGUACGAUAACGUUCAGUGGAAUGUGGUCGCCAGGGCUGUCUACACGUUGGACCGUGGUAUGGAAACCUUGAAGUUUAUAAUGUUCUCCCACGUUGUUAACAAUGAGACUCAACCAUAUAUCCUCCAGGAGCUCUACCCCAGACUCGGACUUGUCUUCGAUGACACGUACCAUGGGCCACUUGUGAAAGUCGAACGUGGCUCGCGUGAGUUUGAGGAGCUGCUCGGCACAAAGUUGGGCAAGGCAGCUGCCAUCCUUCUCAUAUCAAGUCUCCCCAGAGGUACGAGACGUAUCGCCCGAGCAGUCAUUUGGAACUCUUUGUAUAGAGUUCAGGUAAGAUUUGAGAUUGAGUCUGCCAUUCCAGGUGAGGAAAUUCCUGGAGACCCUGUACCACGACCAGGACCCGCACCUACAGCAAAGGAAACAAAUGUAUAUUUUGAUGUAUCGGAAUAUCGAGAACCAGCUGGAGCUCCUAGAUCACCUACAGAAUCAGAUGACUAUCAAGGAAGCGAACAUUGGGACGAAUGA
This is a messenger RNA of Penicillium coprophilum, 2076 nucleotides long. RefSeq lists its product as uncharacterized. The transcript has 2 exons. Bases 1 to 2076 code for a protein of 691 amino acids. Lineage: Eukaryota; Fungi; Ascomycota; Eurotiomycetes; Eurotiales; Aspergillaceae. The record is from RefSeq and is a predicted model, not a curated record.